This is a messenger RNA of Hevea brasiliensis (rubber tree), 2014 nucleotides long. RefSeq names its product plant intracellular Ras-group-related LRR protein 3. The coding region runs from base 348 to 1736 and encodes 462 amino acids. The transcript is spliced from 3 exons. NCBI's taxonomy places the organism in Eukaryota, Viridiplantae, Streptophyta, Magnoliopsida, Malpighiales, Euphorbiaceae. The record is from RefSeq and is a predicted model, not a curated record. Gene Ontology annotation, molecular function: protein binding.
CGAAGAAGACAAACCUUAGUCCUUAGCCCCAACUAGACGCUUCCAUGGUAAUCAAACUAAUCCCCAUGGAGUCAGCAGCCAUCUCAGCCCGAUAAACGUCAUAGAAAAUGACAGGCAACCUGCCAGAAGCUGAUUUGUUCUCCCACAAUUGGCAGUAUCGGGCUUCAUUUUUCUUUGUUCAACUAGAAAUUCACCAUUGUUAAAGUUUUGUUGUUUCUCUCUUCAAUCUAAAAACGCGUUGUCUUUUUGCAGCCCAUUGUUUCUAUUUCUCUGGUUUCUUUCGAUCCUUCAUCUUUUUGUACUAUCUAUAGGCAGAAAGGGGCAUUUCAUUUCAUUUCUUGGAAGAAAUGGAUCUAACCCAGAAGGAAUUUCCACUCCUCUCCUUUCUCCUGUUCCAUCUUGAUCCCAAUUCUCACCCACCGCUUCCACAAGAACUUGAACAAAGUUUGAGAACCCAAUUUCCCCAUCUGAACAACCCAAAAGUUCUCUCCUCGCUGACCCAAGCCAUCCCCACCUCUUUCUUCCAGACCCAAUUCCUCCUCAAAGCGUUGGGUCCCCGACCUGACCCGGAUGCUGUGUCCACGGCACGAAUCAAGAUGACCCAGGUCCAAGAAUCGGGUGAGGUGGACAAGGAGGUGGAGAUAUACAAGGCGGUGGUGAGAAUGGAGGAGAUGCACGAGGAGUAUGCGAGGCAGUUGAGGGAAGCUGAGGAUAGGCUUGUUGGGAUUUAUAGGAAUGCUGUGGGGGAAUUUGAGAAUGAUGAAGUGAAUGGGGAGGUUGUUGCGAUACUGAAAGCAGCAGAGAGUGGUAGUGUUGUGGAAAACGUGGAUCUUUCUGGGCGGCAAUUGAGGCUAUUUCCUGAGGCUUUUGGUAGGCUUCAUGGGUUGCUUCUGCUCAAUCUCUCUCACAAUCAGCUAGAGGUCAUUCCUGAUUCAAUCGCGGGACUUGUGAAACUUGAGGAGCUUGAUGUUUCUUCCAACCUUCUUGUCUCACUGCCUGACUCUAUUGGAUUGUUGCGAAAUCUUAAGGUCCUAAAUGUGUCAGGAAACAAGUUGACUGCUCUCCCUGAAAGUGUUGCUCUUUGCAGUUCUUUGGUGGACUUAGAUGCUAGUUUUAACAACUUGAUGUCUUUACCAACAAAUAUUGGGUAUGGGCUGGUGAAUCUUGAAAGGCUUUCAAUCCAGCUGAAUAAGAUCCGUUUUCUUCCACCAUCUAUUUGUGAAAUGAAGUCUUUGAGAUACUUGGAUGUUCAUUUCAAUGAGCUUUGUGGCCUGCCACUUGCAAUUGGGAGAUUAACAAAUCUUGAGGUCCUGAACUUAAGCAGCAAUUUCAGUGACUUGACUGAACUUCCUGAAACAAUUGGUGAUCUAACUAACCUGACAGAGCUCAAUCUGAGCAACAACCAAAUUCGAGCUCUUCCCCAUACAUUUGGUAGGCUUGAAAAUCUGAACAAGCUCAACUUGGAUGAAAAUCCACUCAUAAUUCCUCCGAAGGAGAUAGUGCACAAGGGCGUUCAAGCUAUCAGGGAGUUCAUGCAAAAGGGGUGGCUCAAUAUGUUAGCAGAGGAACAACAGAGGAGAAUGCAGGAGUCAAAUCAGCAACAAGCUCAAACUGGAUGGCUGGCAUGGGGCACUUCCAUGUUGAAUAACUUUGUGUCUGGGGUUUCUGAAACUGUUUCAGGAUAUAUAGGAGGGACAAAAGCUCCACGGGAUCCAUAUCUGGACCAGCAGUUAUGAAUUUUAUUCAGCUUCUGGUUUGUUUCUGUAAAUUCUCAGUGCAUGCGGUCUGGCAGUAUGUAAAGCUGGUGAAAUUUGCCUUUAGUCUCUGUUAUGCUGGUGCAUCUCCAUGAACUUUGUUCGAAGUUUGUGUAUUCUAGACUAUAAGUAUCAGCUUAUGUGAUAGAACACACAUUUAAAUACAACUUUAGGUACCCAAAAGGUUUCAUGCCAAGCCAAUGAAUGGUGAUACAUAAUGGUUAAUAAUCUUUCCAAUCUAUGAUACUGAAUUACUUCCA